This is a messenger RNA of Coccidioides posadasii C735 delta SOWgp, 2209 nucleotides long. It is a transcript of the gene NBP2, whose product is annotated as HOG (high osmolarity glycerol) pathway protein. Gene Ontology annotation, molecular function: protein binding. The record is from RefSeq and is a predicted model, not a curated record. NCBI's taxonomy places the organism in Eukaryota, Fungi, Ascomycota, Eurotiomycetes, Onygenales, Onygenaceae.
GGCAAUCCAGUCGCUCAAGGUCCUCUCAUAAAUUGACCCAGAGUACCGGCCAGUUUGCGCCUCGAUUUGCCCUCCUCCUUAACCGUGUCUUGCUCUCCUCAAGCCAAUUCGUUCCUAUCGAGUCUUCUCUUGGAUGGCGAAAAUGGCCACCAUGAUAACCUCUCCCUCUUCGGCCCCGCCACAACUCGAUGCUUCCUCCCCACCCACCCAGCUGUCAAAACGGUCAUCUCUUGCCGCUCCCACAGCCCCAAGACGUCAAUCCUAUGGGAAAAAUCGCAUGUCCACGCAUUCUGUCGGCUCCAUGAACCGUUCGCGUCCCGCCUCGCACGUCUUCCCCUAUUUUCCUUCCAGCCUUCCCUACGCUCUCGUGCGCGACUUUGCGUAUCCACCCACACACCCUCUACAUUAUGGAGCGCCUCCAAAAGAUUCAAGCGUAACAACACCAGUCAGCGAAUCGCGACGACUGUCAGAUCCACCCAGCUCGUGGGAUGCGGUACGCUCAACAUGGCCUGCUCCGCACUGGAAUCCUGAAGCCAUGUAUGGCCAGCAACAACUCCCCGCGUUGGCUUUUGGAGAUGGCCCGCCGUACAGCGAGGACGAAGAUUUACACAGCCCCAUCGUGACAACAUCGAAACACCGGAAACACAAAUCUGACUCACGGAGAACCAGAAGCCCCGCGAGAGGGUAUAUGGGGCCUGACUCCGGUCAGGAGAGUGACAGAGGCGUUUUUAUUGGAGUGAAUGGGGAUGGCAGCGAGACCUACUAUGUAAGAGGCGAUGAUUCUGCCGAAGAUGGGCCAGGAGGAGAGUAUGUCACAUACCCAGCUGAUGGAGGAAGCCAGUCAUACCUAAGUGCUGGUUCCUAUGCCCAUGGAAUGCAAAGCAAUUCACACUUCACCACCUCAGUCCAAGGCCAACCUCACGGCGGCGACUUUGAGCUCGAGUCUGAUGACGAUAUUUCUGAUGACGAAUGGCGUGAUCCCUCUCGAUACUCCCGAGAUUAUCAGUUCACCAUUGUUUCACCUGAUGAAGAGAUGCAUGGAAAAGCGGUUGCGCUUUUUGAUUUCACCCGCGAACACGAAAAUGAGCUUCCAUUAAAAGAAGGCCAAGUUAUCCUAGUCUCCUAUCGGCACGGGCAAGGAUGGCUUGUCGCAGAAGACCCUAGGACCGGAGAGAGCGGAUUGGUGCCAGAGGAAUUCGUCCGUUUGGUUCGUGAUAUCGAGGGGGGAUUAAACAGUUUGAACGGGGCCCUGAACACAUCGCUGGACAGCCCAAGUGCCGAUGCAUUGGAGUUAGAGACAUCGCAGACCGAGCCUACUUUAUCAGACACCCCAGCAAAUACGGAUGCCGUAGCUACUUUAAACGGUGACACCGAAGUCGAGAGUGCUAAUGCAACGACCGCCGGCUCUCCAGACCAGGAAUCGCCCCAAGGCUUUAACACGGAUAAGCCAAAAUCAAAAGAUAAAGAAAAACACCCGCCAGUCGUAUCUACUUUUUCAACAAGCAGCCGCGACUUAGCUCCAUACCCAUCACAUCUCCUCAGCGGGCAUCAGCACAGCAGAUCUACACCGCCUCAAAUCGAACAUUUCAAUACCAAUAUCAAUGAACCAAAGACACAGUCAAGACGAUCAAAAAGCAUAUCCAAGCAGGGAUGAUCAGGCUAGUUUUAUGUUAUUUUAUGGAUUUUCAUGAAAAUCUGCAGGGUUGAUUUCUGCGGCUUUGCUUCAUUUUUCCUACUCUUUAUUUCACAAUACCCAGAUGUUAAAGCUGGUAAAAUGGCACAGGAACUUUUUAGGAGGAUGUGGUAAAUACCCUUUCAAUUUUUCUUUUCCCUUGUCUCUUUAUUCUUGAUAUGCUCUGUGGCCCGUCCUGUGUUUUGGCAGCACAUCAUUCUCACUAUGUUUAUCCAGUGUUUUAUGUGUUCAGCCUGGGAUUAGCCAAAGAUUCAUGGGAGUCAUGUUCUGCUUGUGACAAUUUCCUCUUUGCCCUUUUGGUUUUCCCUUGGCCCGACUCCCCAUUUUUGCUGCUCUUUGACAUUUUCAUCUCCCCCCUUUUUUUUUUCCUUUUUUGCAUGUUCAUUGCCCUCUUCUGUGGCUUCACGAUUUCUUCUCUUCAGUCACCCAUCCACCUCCUGCCUCUUUAUAUUAGAAGUACUGUGUACGAUUCUUACAACGACAGACUAGUCUCCCUUGUCUAGGUACAAGGCAAUA